ACUGCACAAACAGACUCGCAGUACUACAUAUUUACAUUUAUUUUGUUGAAUUUUAACACUCAAUGUAUUUUUUUGGAUUUCCUGUCUAGACAAUUUAAAUAAGGUUCACACUUCCUUAGCUUGAAAGUAAGCAACAGAUCACCACAGAAGGAUCAACUGUCAGUCUGUUGCAAUGAAAACUGGUCACCAUCUCGUGUUCUUCAUGACAUUUCUGAUGAUCUGCAGCACAGCAUCCAGAUCAGAAGGUCUUGUGUUCGUACAAACAGGGCAAUCCGUUAAACUGGAAAUAAGUAAAACUCUGCCUGGGUUUAGUAAAUUAACCUGGAUUAAAGAUUCAAAUGAGAACAUAGUCAGAUUUUUCAAUAAUUCUAAAAAAAUUAAUUAUCACAGUUUAUAUAAGGAGAGAGCAGAGUUCAAUAAUCAAACCUUCUCUCUGACGUUGAAGAACAUGCAAAAGAACAACAGUGGAAACUACACAGCAAAAGCAAGUGGAGAAAAAGAAACAGUGGUUGCUGCAUAUGAUGUGUCAGUUAUAGAUGCAGUGGACUCUCCUGUUCUGCAUGAGAAGUCGAUCAUGAUCAGUGUUAACUCCUGCUUUGUUGACGUCUCAUGUAGUGCUCAUACCCUUCAACUCAACAAUCGAUAUUACAGCGACAACUGCAGUCAGGAGGAAGUGACAUCAUCUGAAAUGCAGACUUUAACCCUGUAUUGCAUAGAGAAUGUGGUUGUUUGUAAUUACAGUAACCCAGUCAGCUGGAAAAACGCCACGAUAGAAAUGAACCAACUUUGCACAUCUCAUCAAGCAAGCAACAACUCCAACAGUACAUCACCUUCACAACCUCCUGAAACACAACACAGUUCUUUUCCUCUGCACUGGCUCUUGGUCAUUGCUGCUGGUGUUGCAAUGGUGGUUUUUGUAGCAGUUUCUGUAACAUUCUGGAUUAGCCAGAAGCAUAAAAAAGAAGACCAAGUGACUGAUCACACCAUCUAUGCACAAGUUAAGCCAAAGAAUAAAGUAAAAAGCCCUCAUGAGAUGUUGGAGAAAUCGGAGAAUCCUCAGACUGUGUAUGGGUUUGCAGGAGAGCACAAGCAAACUCACGACACCAGUCAGACAAUCACAACACAUGAGGCACAGACUACAAUAGAAAAUCCCCCCUGCACCACCUACAGUACAAUAGGUGAACACCAGACACCAGCACUGCCCACUGAAUCAGAAAAUACUAUUUAUUCGGUUGUGACAAAACCCCAACGUGGCAGACCACCUGUUCAUAAAUAAUAUAUUAGUAGAAUGCAAAUAAAAUGUGUGUCAAUAGAUAUAUAUAUAUUUUUACAUAUCUUUAAAAUACC
Molecule: messenger RNA, 1347 nt
Organism: Danio aesculapii
Lineage: Eukaryota; Metazoa; Chordata; Actinopteri; Cypriniformes; Danionidae
Product: natural killer cell receptor 2B4-like
Exons: 7
Coding region: 173-1276 (367 amino acids)
Source: RefSeq, a predicted model, not a curated record